Lucilia cuprina (Australian sheep blowfly) is the source of this 939-nucleotide messenger RNA. RefSeq lists its product as uncharacterized. The record is from RefSeq and is a predicted model, not a curated record. The transcript has 3 exons. Bases 355 to 810 code for a protein of 151 amino acids. NCBI's taxonomy places the organism in Eukaryota, Metazoa, Arthropoda, Insecta, Diptera, Calliphoridae.
UAUUUAUUUCCACUAUCUUAGGUUUGCCGCAAUGACUUAGAAAAGGAAGUUUUAGAUUUGUUGCAAAAGUCUUUAAAAUUGUGUGAUGUUGAGCAUCCGGGUUCUAGACAAAUUCUCUAUACUUAUCGUUCAGGUUUAAUACACAAAAGAAUUGCCUCAUUUCACUAUAGUCAGUUGCGUAAUAAUUGCACUGAUUCAUCAAGUUUGCCAAAAACUACACUACAACUGUGUAAAUAUCAUUAUGAAAAGUCAGCUUAUAUAUUGGAUUCCCUAAAAGAGGCCAGCGAUUAUUUGAUAGUGCAGUUGGAGCGUAUUUCUUUACAAGAAUUUUUAGCAGAAAAUUCCAACAAUAAUAUGAAGAAAAUCAAAAAUUUACAACAAGCAUUAGAAAUUUGUCUCAAUUCUAAGCCUCUCUUCGAAUAUGCUGUUAGUAAUUUAAGUUCAGCCGAAUUAACAAAUUCAACAGCAAAUGGUACUUCUACUGCUUCACAGAAUACAACAAGUGAAGGUGAAUUUCUAAAGCAUAUUCUAUUGUUUGAGAGUCGUUUACAAUAUGCCCUGAAAACUCUUAUAAAACUAUGGUUAAGUGGGGUAAAGGAUACAAAACAACGGGCCGAAUUGUACAAGAAAAUGUAUAUGGAAACCUUGAAUAUUAGAAAAGUAACAGGGGCUCAGCAUGCAGAGCAUGGUGUUAAAGUAUUGGCACAACAAUUUGCAAAUCUAUUGGAGAGACUGACACAACUGGAACAAAUACAUACAAAUAAUAUAACCAACAAUAACAAUAAUAAUAAUAGUAAUACAAGCUGCUAAGCAGCUUAAUAGCUUUUUGUAUUUAUUUAGUUUUCUUUAUAUUAAGUUCAUUUUUUUUUGUUCACUUACUGCCCUUUGCUUUUAAAAUAAUGUUUUUUUUUUUGUGUUUUGUAACCUUUUUCGAAAAAG